AUGAGGGCCGAGCCCGAAAUUCCGGAUGGUGUGGGGGUGCUGUCCUUCAGCAUCAAGCAUGAGUUUAUUGUCAAGGUCAACAUUCCUGAAACCUUAGGCUCCCAGGCCUUGGGCCUUUCCUAUGUUCAGAACAUGCGUUCCGUCCAUGAACGGAUUAUUGAAUACCUCAGGCGUUUCGGAGUCAGAACUAACGACUACCGCGCCUACAAUGGCGACCUUGCAGCGUGGACCGUAGAAAAAGGCGUGGAUAUCAAGAUUCACGAAGUCUCUGACCCCGACCACGGCUCCGAUGAUUGGGGGUUCUUCGAGGUUAGACUCGGCACUCCUGUCUAUCCAUACUUUCGACCUUUUUUUUUCGAGAUCGAUCGUGUCCUUACCCUUAUGAAAGACGGGUAUGUGACGAUUUUAAACAGUUCCUGCAGUUUGACUGUUCAUGUCGGUCGCUUGGAGGGGCUCUACCCGGAACGUUAUGAAAGUUUCGGUUUCUCCAUUGGAGUUGUGCAAACGGUAUUGGAGUUUGUCUGGAAGUUUGAGGCUCAAAUUAACGCCUUGCAUCCCCAACACCGCAUCUGGGGCAAUCCGUAUUGCAUCACUCCCUCACGCUUACUGGAUCACAUGGACUCCAGAACUAUCAGCCGCGCGAUCUGGCGGUGCAAGAAUAUGGCAGAAUUGUACGAUCUCUGGGAAGGGAAGCUUAACGUGCAGCAAGCCUUCCGCAGCGCCCCUAUCUACGGGAUUCGAGGAUUAACCAACUUUGGCGACAGGGGCAUAAGUAACGGAACUAUGCGGUUCUCACAGCAUCAGGGAACGCUUGACUUUGAAGAGGUCAAGAACUGGGUGUGGUUUAUCGGGUGUCUUGUGCAGCUCUCCCUUGAUCGUGGCUGUUGUGGGAUUCCGUUAAACAUUUUGGGUUUUGCUGAAAGGCAGGUCAAGUUGGACGAGCUUUCUGCGCGCGAAUUCAUUCGCAGAGUUGGUAUGAACGACCAGUACAAAUAUUACAAGCAGCGUUUGGCGGCAGAAGAAGAGUUGCUUGGCCCCUGCUUUGAACCCGGCAAGCCCGAGGGAACUUGA
Messenger RNA from Ophidiomyces ophidiicola, 1071 nucleotides. RefSeq lists its product as uncharacterized. The coding region runs from base 1 to 1071 and encodes 356 amino acids. The record is from RefSeq and is a predicted model, not a curated record. NCBI's taxonomy places the organism in Eukaryota, Fungi, Ascomycota, Eurotiomycetes, Onygenales, Onygenaceae. The transcript has a single exon.